Quercus lobata is the source of this 3001-nucleotide messenger RNA. It is a transcript of the gene OTP84, whose product is annotated as Tetratricopeptide repeat (TPR)-like superfamily protein. Gene Ontology annotation, molecular function: zinc ion binding; protein binding; RNA binding. The transcript has a single exon. The coding region runs from base 74 to 2779 and encodes 901 amino acids. Lineage: Eukaryota; Viridiplantae; Streptophyta; Magnoliopsida; Fagales; Fagaceae. The record is from RefSeq and is a predicted model, not a curated record. Gene Ontology annotation, cellular component: intracellular membrane-bounded organelle. Gene Ontology annotation, biological process: RNA modification.
CAAAAUCUCAUAAAAUAAUUAGUAUGUUAACAUCUCAACUGUAAUAACUACCAUCAACCAGUACCAGAGUCAGAUGUCUUGCUACACUAUUCAACCACUUUCUCCUCUCACUCUUCCAUUCUCUUCACGUAGUUUCACACUGCCUUCCCUCCAGUCUGACCGCCACACUGUCCAUUCUCAGCCUCUCACCACUACUACUCUCACCCCCAUCACCACCACCACCACCACUUUCUCUGCGAAACCCUUGUCUGAAUCACGCUCUCAGGACUCAUGGGUCGAAUCCCUUCGCUUCCAAGCUCGGUCCAAUCUUUUUCUGGAAGCCAUUCUGACGUACAUCCAAAUGACUCAACUGGGUAUUCCACCGGAUAACUUUGCUUUCCCGGCGGUCCUCAAAGCCGUGGUGGGUCUUCAGGACUUGAAUUUGGGGAAACAGAUCCAUGCCCAUGUCUUCAAGUUUGGGUACGCUUCCUCCUGGGUUACCGUGGCCAAUUCCCUUGUUAAUGUGUAUGGGAAAUGUGGGGAUGUCGGGGACGUAUACAAGGUGUUCGAGAGAAUUACUGAGAGGGACCAAGUUUCUUGGAACUCUGCCAUUUCUGCCUUGUGUCGGUUUCAGGAGUGGGAGCUUGCUUUGGAGGCAUUUCGGUUAAUGUUGUUUGAGAAUGUGGUGCCUAGUUCGUUUACAUUGGUAAGUGUGGCUCUUGCUUGUUCGAAUUUGCAUAAACAUGAUGGUUUGCGGCUUGGUAAGCAAGUUCAUGCUUAUAGUUUGAGAACGGGUAAUUGGAGAACGUAUACAAACAAUGCAUUGAUGUCUAUGUAUGCUAAGCUUGGAAAGGUUGAUGACUCGAGAUCUUUAUUUGAGUUAUUUGAGGACCGUGAUUUGGUUUCAUGGAAUACUAUGAUAAGUUUAUUAUCUCAAAAUGAUCAAUUUUUAAAGGCUUUAUUGUUCUUGCGUCUCAUGGUUCUCAAAGGAAUUGUACCUGAUGGGGUCACCUUUGCAAGCGUACUUCCUGCCUGCUCUCAUUUGGAGAUGUUAGACAGAGGGAAGGAAAUUCAUGCUUAUGCAUUGAAAAAUACUGAUUUAGUUGAGAAUUCUUUUGUGGGCUGUGCUUUGGUUGACAUGUAUUGUAACUGUCAACAAGUUGAAAGUGGUCGCCAAGUUUUUGAUGGAAUCUUAGAGCGGAAUAUUGCAAUUUUUAAUGCUAUGAUUACCGGUUAUGCACAAAAUGAGCAUGAUGAGAAGGCCUUGAACCUCUUCUUUCAAAUGGUAGCACUUGAUGGAAUUCGUCCAAAUGCCACCACAAUGUCAAGUGUGUUGCCAGCUUGUGUAAGCUGUGAACUGUUCUCUGACACGGAAGGUAUGCAUGGAUAUGUAAUAAAGAGGGGUUUGGAUAGGGAUAAGUACGUGCAGAAUGCACUUAUGGACAUGUACUCCAGGAUGGGGAAGAUAGAAAUUUCAAAAUAUAUAUUUAACUGCAUGGAGCAAAGAGAUAUAGUGUCUUGGAACACAUUGAUCACUGGUUAUGUUAUUAGUGGACGCCAUGAUCAUGCACUCAACCUUCUAAAUCAGAUGCAAAGGGUAGAACUGGAAAGAUACGGAGAUGAUGAUUGUGUGGAUGAAUAUAGGAUUCUUAAACCAAAUUCAGUUACACUAAUGACUGUUCUGCCAGGUUGCUCUGUUCUUGCAGCUCUAGCAAAGGGGAAAGAGAUCCAUGCUUAUGCUGUCAGACAUUUAUUGGCAUCUGAUGUUGCAGUUGGUAGUGCACUAGUUGACAUGUAUGGAAAAUGCGGCUGCUUGAACUUAUCUAGGAGAGUUUUUGAUCGGAUGCCCAUCAAGAAUGUAAUUACCUGGAAUGUUCUCAUCAUGGCUUACGGGAUGCAUGGGAAAGGGGAGGAAGCCUUUGAAUUAUUUAAAAAUUUGGCCACAGAAGGAGAAAAGAACAUCAUUUUAAGGCCUACUCAAGUUACGUUUAUUGCAGUUUUUGCAGCUUGUAGUCACUCAGGGAUGGUUAAUGAAGGCUUACACUUGUUCCAUCAAAUGAAAGAGGACCACAAGGUUGAACCUGCACCAGACCACUAUGCUUGUGUUGUGGACUUGCUUGGUCGAGCUGGUCGGGUGGAAGAAGCAUUUGAACUUAUCAAUACUAUGCCUCCUGAGUUUGACAAAAAAGAUGCCUGGAGUAGCUUGCUUGGUGCUUGUCGGAUGCACCAUAACGUAGAAAUUGGAGAGAUUGCAGCAAACAAUCUCUUCCACUUGGAGCCAAAUGUAGCUAGCCACUAUGUUCUUCUGUCUAAUAUCUACUCUUCUGCCGGACUCUGGGGAAAGGCAAUGGAGAUUCGAAAAAAGAUGAAGGAAAUGGGAGUAAGAAAAGAACCUGGGUGUAGCUGGAUUGAGUUGGGCGAUGAGGUUCAUAAGUUUUUGGCUGGGGAUGUAUUACACCCACAAAGUAAGCUGCUCCAUGGAUUUCUUGAAACCCUGUCAGAAAGGAUGCGAAAGGUAGGUUAUGUGCCUGACACCUCUUGUGUACUCCAUAACGUUGACGAGGAGGAGAAGGAAACUAUACUCUGUGGGCACAGUGAGAAACUAGCAAUAGCUUUUGGCAUCCUUAACAGCCCUCCUGGAACUACCAUUAGGGUUGCCAAGAACCUUAGAGUUUGUAAUGACUGCCAUAUUGCAACCAAGUUUAUAUCUAAGAUAGUAGACAGGGAGAUCAUUCUAAGAGAUGUCAGGAGGUUCCACCAUUUUAGGAAUGGAACUUGUUCAUGUGGAGAUUACUGGUAAUAAAUGCCCAACCUCAUUUAUUCUUCUGAAGAUUUACGAUUUUUUUUUUUUGUUUAGAUAUUAAACCAUCUUGUACUGUUCUAGACUAUGUUUCCACAUUCUGAAAUAUAGUUGGAACGAACACAAUUCUUUAGUAAUUUAGGCUAGAUUUUUAAAGACAGCCUGUAUUCCAGAUAUCUCAAACUGUGAAUUUUCCAGUAUCUAUUUCAAGCUAUGAAAGUG